This is a messenger RNA of Lecanosticta acicola, 309 nucleotides long. Lineage: Eukaryota; Fungi; Ascomycota; Dothideomycetes; Mycosphaerellales; Mycosphaerellaceae. The record is from the annotation of a GenBank genome assembly.
AUGUCAUCCACCGACGCAGAAAGAGCCGCAAACUGGGAAGACGUCGGUGACCAAAACAACCGCGGCGUUGGAACGGGCACUGGCCCCGACUCCCCAGAAGAAGUCGCUGGUCAUAAAGAGAAGAGCAAGCUCAGCAAGGCUGCAGAUGUUGUUACGGGUCCUUUGAGAGGUGCCGCUCAGGGCAACCCAGGCAGCUCGGAGACUGCCGAUAGAUUGAGGGAGGGCUUGAAGGGAGGCAGUAAGUCGCUACAAAUAGCCUGCAACGAGUGAGAUCUGACGUGCGUUUGUUUUACAGAUCCAGCAACUUGA